AGUAGGUUCUAGAAUUGUGUUAUGCGUAGUCAUACAGUCAUAGACCACUGUUACAUGUGACAAUGACGAGGAGUCUUUAUACCAACGAAGUGUAUAAAAUGAAGCAUUCUCAACAUCGCAUUAGUCAGUAUUACUCACAGUCACAGUGGCUUCAAUUCAGUACUACAGGUUCAGUCAUUGCAGAUCUAGCGUUGCUAAGGGCACAGGUAUGUGUGAAAACGGAAGGUAAUAUGUGACAAGUACAAUUAGGCCUGUUCAUUACAUUGCAUUCCUUACAAUUUUUAUUCCGUUUUUCUUAUAGAAUAAAGUGAAAAGUUGCAAAGAUGUCCAACUUAAUUUUACCGAACAUUCUAAAGUUUCUACUCUUGCUACUUUUGGCUGAUACUGUUGUCCCAGUACAGUUGUCCCUGUUGUCCAACUGCUCCAGUAAGUUGCUAUAAUUGUGUGGUGUUGCCGUAAAAAAGCCCAUUCAGGCUUCGCUCGUGCUACAGCGCACACCCAGGCGUUUCUAUGACAUGACGUGUUUCACUUACUUUAAGGAUUUUUGUUUUAUUUUAUUGAUAAGUAUCAAUAAGUUUGAGCAUAUCAAGGCCUUCAAUAAUUGUUAACGCAUUUUAUAUUCGCUGAAUCAAAUUUUUGAAUUACAUGCAUGUGAAAUGCGAUGUUUAAAUCAAUUAAAUUAAAUUCGACAUGUUUGAAUUAAGUGCGACUUCAGUCGAAUAUUCGACUGACUCAGUCGAAUAUUCGACUAAAAGUCGAUUGUUGAUUUAAACGCCACAUUUUACAUGAGUCGAAUCUAAUGCAUAAAUUAUGUUAAAAUAUUAUUACCUAUAACUCCGCGGUUUCAUGCAAAAUGACAUGCGCAGAUAGGAUAGGCCUAUACAGCUUGAGCUUGAAAUUGACGACUGUUUUUAUUGUUCAAUCGAGACGAAAUACACUUGUUUAACAACUCUUUCUCGACAUAUAUCGCAAUUACAGUAUUACGAUUCAAUUGUUUUUAAUGUAAAUAUCUCAGCGAGUAUAUUUACCCCCUUUUAAACGAAAACCAACAUUGAAAUCCUCACAAAAUACCCGUUUGCACGGGGGCCAAAUGCCGUCAAAACAUUACGCAAACUCUAAAACAAUCAUACAUACAUACAAUCAUUUGGAGAAUCUUGGAUAUCUUCUAAACUUUUCGUUAUUCACUCAAAGACCAUAGGAGUAAAGUGUAUUCAAGCGCUCUCAUGUAGAAAGUUUCGUUUGAAUACGGCGAGAAGAAAUAUUUAUUUUGAAUUUUUCAAAAUAUCGGGUUUUACUCGCACGCGCGUGCCACGCACUAUUCUGUAUACUUCAACCAAUAAGGAGCACCCGUCUUCUGCCUUCUCCUUGCCAAGAGGUUAUUUACUGCCAUAUGCAUUAAAAGUCGUCGUUUUCUGUUGGCACGAAUGAUGUUUGAUGGGCGUAAACGUAAAGUUUUUUCUCUUAUCAACUUCAUCCGCCAUAUAGUUUGGAUUUGGCGCCAUUUGACGGGCUUUGCAAAUCAAUUAAUUGCGACAUCUGAAUUAAAAUGUGAAAAAUGUCAAUUCAAUUCAAUUCAAUUCAAGUCGACUCGAAUAUGUAUUUGAUUCGGCGCAUGGAAAAUGCGGCGUUUAGACUUGGCCUAACUGAUUAAUUCCUAAAGAUGUAUGUCACCGUGCAUGUUUUCCCGGAUCGGCUUCUUAAAAGAAAUUUAAAGAAAAGGGAUCAGUUCUCGUUAAUCCUUUUCCACGCCCAUCAAGGCAGAAACUUUCCCAAAAUAUAAAACAAACUUAACACUUGUCUCGAGAUAUUACGAGUUAGAACAAUUAAAGUGGAAGUCAAGUCCGUUCUGCGCAUCGGUUCUGCUCAUAACAAUGUGAACAUAAACUCUAUUUCAUAUUCAUUUAGAAGCAUAGCGAACCAAAAUGGUAUUAGAUAUUCAGACAGUACAUCUUAUUUUAAAAAAUACAGCAGUUCAAAAUGUAAACAAACCGUUUGUUUACAUUACGGACUUGACUUCCACUUUAAGACACAGAAUUUAAGAAAAUUUUUCCACUCUAAUUCAAAGCCAUUUUUAAACCCAACUAUAUUUAGCCUAUACAAGCGUAUUUAACUUAAAUCACAUGCAGAUUAGAAUUAGAUUAAACUUAACAUUCAGCGGCUUGAAGACAUCAAACGAACUAUAGCUGCAUGUUUCUCUCCAAUUUUAAUAACAAUAUAUGUUUGUAAAUAUACAGCUAUUUCAAUUAAGGUUGUCCCCAGCGGAAGCGGUAAAGUCGAAUACAAGCGCGAAAGGCUGCUGGGAAUCGCUAAAAAAUUCAUUUUCUAUGUUGAUUUCGUCAUUUUCCUGUCUGCCAAUUAUAAAGAUCUGACCACGCUUGUAAAAAUAAUUAGGUUUGACAUGAAUGACUUAAGGUCGAAAUAUUACCUUAAAUUUUGUGUCUUGUUCUUUAAUAACUCAUAUCCUCCUGAGGCUGAGUUUACAAGAUGUUAAUUUAUUGUAUAUACAUGCAAUUCUCGUUUCAAAAUAAUAAAAAUUAUACCGUUUCAAAAACUGUAACAUCCGCGCGAAUUACCAUGCAUAAUACCAUACCUUCACUGGAUCACCCUGGUAGUGGACAAAACUACUUGAUACUGUAUAAUUGUUUUGCAAUGUUUAAGUUAUAAGCGGCGGGGAAUUAAUUAUGUGGUACCUGCACUCAGGCUGGGCAACAACGAUUCCAAUCUUUUUGAUGAAAAAGUCUCAGAAUUUAAUGAACAUAUAAUUUUUAGAUUUUAGAUGGGCAAAUAAUUAUGUUAACAAUUACAUUUGGUCCAUCGUUGGUGAAUGGAGGGUUGUUGACUGCACUGUGAAUAAUAAUGACCAAGUUGAUGCCACAUUAUGGUUCAACCAGAAUAAAAAAAUAGAAAUAGUUGGCCGAGUAAAAGUGAUCUCGAAGAACAAAUUCAACAUCACAAAUCUGCAGCUGAGCGAUAUGGGGAAAUAUUAUUGUAAAGCUUGUGGUAAUACGAAGACUCAUCUUAGAAUGAAUGUUAAAAGAGGUGAGACCAUCAAAUUUUAUGUUCUUGAAACUUUAUUCAGCGCUGUGUACAAAAAGGGUGGACUCGUAUGGCUGUUAUUAGUCCUUGAAAGUUUUAUGUUCGUUUAUUCUCUCUUAACACGUAAAAGUGGUUGCCUGUUUGAUCUUUUUCUAAGAUUCCAACAAUAUAAUACAUUUAUUAAAUAUAAUUAUGAUUAUUGAACCAUUUUGCCAAUUUUAGAGUCAUGGCAUUUUUUAAGAAAUUACAACUACCGGGGCUAAGUCUCAAUAAGCGCCUUUUCCCCACACAAUUACGGGUACAUAAAAAUCAUCAUGUGCUCAGGGGUGGCGCUAGCCCAAUUUGAACGGGGGGGGGGAGGUAUGAGUGAAAUAUUGCCUACUAAUUUCAAACGCUAAUUAGUAUUUAUUUUCCCAAAAUUGAUGGCGAGCGAGGGGGGUAUUUAUUUUCCCAAAAUUGAUGGCGAGCGAGGGGGGGGGGGCUUCACGGCUCAACUUCACAGAUUUUCCGUACAUUAUACUUUUCGUGAUAUUUCUGUGUUGGUGUCAGUGUACUCAGGUGAAUAUGAUGCUAGUGAUGUUACUCCGAGUGCAUAUCCACACCGGGCAAGCUUGAAAGAUAUGCCCGGACCACGGUGGCUUGCCCGGUGUGGAUAUGCGCUCGGAGUAACAUCACAAGCACUAUACUUUUCGUUUGGGUUAACGUAGCAUUGUUUGUCUAAUUUUUCCAUAAUUUUAGCUACAAUUAUUAGAUUUUUAUCAGUGUCAAUCAAAUGUUUUAGUUUCUCUCCUUCCUAUCCAACUGGGAUUAGAUAAUUUCCAGACUACCUGACGAUUCGGGGUGUUCCACACCCCCAACCCCCUUUUAGCACCCUGUGCUGACUUUUAUAAGAUCGAGAAUGUGAGAGGAUAUGAGAAAGCAGGCAGAUCUAGCUUUUUCACCAAGGUUGACUUUUUACUAAUAAUGGGCCCAGCUCAUCUGAAAAUCAUGCUUCACUACCGGGGCGAGCAAAAGGGGUUGCUCAAAGGUAAAUGCCCCAGUAGUUAUAUAGUUAAAAAAUGCCCUGUUUAGAGUAUACUAGGAUCAUUUCUUGCCAACAUAUACACCAGUUACAUAUAAUAAGUUGUAUCCUGUAUUUAAAAGGGAACGAUACAUUUCCUGGUUAAUUGAAGUUAUCAUUUUUUGGCUAAAAUUUGUGAAAAAAUUACUUGUUAUUUAGGUACACCAUUUGCAAAGCCAGAAAUUUCGAAACCACCAACCUCUUCAAUCGUAAAAUAUGGAAGUACUGUUACACUAGAAUGUUCGUUGAAAGGGAGUUACAAUGAUUAUGAAAUGUUAUGGUUUAAAGUGCAAUCAAAUGGAAACUAUUUAGAACAAAAAUCGACAAGUCGGCCUACCUGGUCGUCUGAUUACAACAACAGAGUACAAAGAGAAGUACUGAGAAUAUCCAACUUUAUAGAGGAGAACGAAGAAUAUUUUUGUCAAGUCCGACGAUACGGUGUAAAUUACAUUCGUAAAACGGAUCAUGUUAAACUACAGUUAGAGAGUAAGUGGUACUCCAUUGAAGUGCUUACUUUUGGGUAUAUGCAUGACUAAUGUAAUUGUGUGCAUAUUUGAGUGGGGAAGCCUAAACUACAGAAUAUUAUAAAAACAUUACAGAAUAUAUUAGUAUGGAAACUACGCGAUAAUUAUAAAAUACGGGAUAUUAUUAAACAAAUUAUGGAAUGGAAGUGAGAAUUAAAAGUAGCUACUGCUUAUGUUAGGCAUGUAUUAAUUAAUCCAGCUGUAUUAAUUAACCCUCUAUUAUAACCCUUUAUUGUACCUCACUUGUAACAUUUUCCGUAUUUGCAUGGCUUAUUUAGGUGGAAAAAAUUUGCUCGGAAAAUUUUAAUUCGUUGUUUUGUAUUUGGUGUGCCCAAUGUCUUUCCAUCAAGUUAGGGUUAUGACAACACAUAGGCAUUUCAGUAUAAAACUGAGGUCUUAUAAAUAUGAAAUAGAAGAUCGCGCGUAGGCUCCUUGUGUGUUUCUUAAUGAAAUGCAUACAUUAGACCUUAGUCGAUUUUUAAACUGACUAUCGGGCGCUACAUGACUUAAUUGAGACAAUAUUCCCAAAAUGGUUUUGUUGUGAUGCGUGUAGCAAAGAAUCAACCUGCUGUCUUUCAACCACUGCCCUUCCCCUAUACCAAUGUUAAUCAAUUGAUUAUGCAAAUUGCAAGAUGCAGACAAGCUAUGGGGAUCGAUACAAAUAAAUGCGAAGUUAUAUGUUUGUGAUGUUGUCUCUGAGUGUGUCCACAAAGAACUAGAGUGAGAUCCGAAAUAUCACCCACUCGAACUGACUGGAACUCGUAGCUCAGUUGGUAGAACAUUGAAUGACUAGCAAAUCAAACGUCGCGGAUUCGAUCCCCACCGCGGUCAAGCAAACGUAUCAGCUUGUCCGGUGUGGACACACUCAGAGACAACAUCGCAAACAAUAUAUCUUCACAUGAAACAAAACACCAGAAACAACAAUUGUCAUGUAGUUGCCGGACUGUCAACUAUAUUGCGCAGGUUCAUUUGCAAAAUGUACUAAAUUGUAGUUUACGACUAUUUUUACUUUUAGCAUUAGCCAUGCCCGUUAUUUCAAAUUUUCCUCGUAAUGGAAAGUUGAUUGAAAAAGAGGAAGAAACCCAUGACGUCAACUACUGUGUAUUAGGGACGCCAAGCCCUGAUGUCGCCUGGUAUAAAGCCGUGGAUGGCAAGAGAGAACUUAUUACUAAGUGUUCUGGGACGACAAACACAUGUUUACCUAUAAAUAACAAAGAUAUUGAAGUAAAAUUACAUUCAUUUGUUAUCAAGAAUGCUAGCUACGUACGGCAUCACAAUGUUACAUACAUUUGCCGAGCCGAAAAUGUUAAAGGACAAGAUGAAAAAAACUUCACGGUGUUUGUAAAAAGUAAGUAUAUAUUAUAAAUAUUUUUGUUAUAUAGUUGGUGUCAAAGUUAAAUUUUUCUCAAUUUGCCGAUUGGUCAAAACCGUAUCACGUGCCGGUCCACAAAACGUCAUGUUCGGCAACCGGUCCGCAAUGAAACAUUUAUUGACCGGUCAAUAAUAAAAUGGGUGCAAUACGCAUGCGUGUCAACCAUGAAGUUCCAAAGUUUAUUUUUAAACUUUUUACUAAACAUUUACGGCGUUCCAUUUAUCCAGUUUUGGUUUCAAAUUAAGUUUACUCCAAUAACCAGUGAAUUAUUCAUACUUUGACACUUAUAUACUAUAUAACAAAACACUUAUUUACUGAGACCUCGAGAAAGCAGUGUGUUUUGUGGCCCCUCGACCGCCGUUGUUGUCCUCGGCUUCGCCUCGGGCAACAACGGCGGUCUCGGGGCCACAAAACACACUGUUUCCCUCGGUCUCAGUAAAUAAGUGAUAAAUAUAUUGUAGUCGCCUGAGCUGAUUACAGCAAAAGCGAUCAUGCAUUCGAGAUGUGGUUUGGAAACUCGCUCGGCAAAGAUAUGAUUAACAUCCUACCUAUAAUUGUACUUUCGUCCAUAUUAAACAUAACAUAAUAUGAUAAUAUAAACCAACAAUUGAUGGCUUCUAAAAAUAUAAAUAACUAAUUUGCUUCAGACCAAAUGUUUAGUCAAGUCCAGUUGCGCCAGAAAAAAACUAUAGAUCGUCAAUUGGGUGCAUGCAUGUAUAGACCUAUUGUAGUUGACCUAAAAAUGAGAUCAUGCACGAGGUAUGCCGGACAACUUGAAAUGAACGACUACUCAGUAGAGGGAAUCAUGAACUCCUGAUUCUCUCCUAAUAUGCGAACGUUUUCAGUGGUUGCAGUAUGUAGAUGCCAUAAGCGUACGAGCGGAAAUAAUAGGGGGCAGGGAUUAACAAAAGAGUUUCGAUCAAACUUAAUUUAUGUUAUUAAGAUUAACAUGCAAAAGACUUUCGAUCAGAAUUGGUCAAUACUGCCCUCAAUAGUUCAGAUGAAAAUUUCUCCUUUGCGAAACUAACAGCCUACUUUAUGUGCACAACUUUUUUAUGACGCACGGAUUAGCCCGCUCCCGCCUAGAUAAAUUAAGAAUGCUCCUUACCCUCAGGAAACGUUAUGAGAGACAUGCAUGUGGUGGCUAAAUCUGCGACUAAACAUUCAUGAGGCGCCUAAUGAUGUUACUGGAAUUUUCUACUUGAGUACUUGUUGAUUACAUCUAUAUAUGUUUUUCCAUCUUUAGCCAAACCACGUUUGGUUGCACUCAAAUCAGAAAUUCAAAUAUACAAGAAGAACCUUCGUCUUCAUUGUGUACUGUCGGAAACCGCUAAUCCUGAAAACAUCACGUAUUCGUGGGCGUAUUGCGACAAAGAUGUCAAUAAUGUAAUAUCUUGUCAGAGUACGGAUGAUUGGAAACCAGUUCAGUCAAGACAGAAUAACACUAUCAAAAUCUUGCCUCAUCAAGCAGGAGGAAUAAGAUUAUACCGUUGUACAGCUGACAACAGGUUUAAAAAAGACCAACUGAUAUGGACGAUAGUACGACCAAUAGGUGAGUUAAUGCUUCUCUUCAAUAUUUAGAAAAUCACUAGUAUGCGAAAAUUAUAUUGAGAAGAACUUGGCAUAUGAUGCAGCUACCUACUCAUAUCACUCAUGCAACAAGAGGCGUACCUAGCGAGGGGGCGAGGAGCGGGUGGGGUUGGGCCCCAAAUUUUUGCUAAGAUUGUCAGUAUAAAAUGGAACGCGGAUCGGUAAAAUAUGGGAAAAUCGGUAAAAUCUUUUUUAGCGUCUUUGUCAAGCACUUACUGCAUCUGCUGUUUCAGUUGGUUUUUACCAAUAGUACUUUACAAUAUUAUAGAUUUUUGAUCAAAUUGAGUCACAUUGUAUCUGUAAGAGGAGAUUGAAAAUUCAACCUUAAUUUUUCUGACUUAUUUAGAAAUCGAAGGGAGGGGAUGAGUAGGUUUUCGUUGGUAAAAAUGGGGUGUCAACCCUCUCCUCACUUGUAAUGGCCAAGGAACGCCAGUCCUGAUACCCUAUACUGUGUUCCUUCUUGUUCUAACAAUAAUUGAUAUUAUUUUAACAGGUCAGAAUAUUCCAAAAGGUGUAUGUGAUCACGUAGCAGCAAAGUUGGAAUCAGAGAAAGAAGAAAAAUCUGGCAAUAGUAGCAUGGAACCAAUUGUUGUAUGGCAGGGUAUUGUUGCUUUCCUCGCUAUUCUUCUCCUUGUUACACUGUUUCUCACAUUUCGCCGACGAAACCCACCAAAGCAAGAGUACAAUACAUGUGUUGUUCCAGUGUUGAAGGAGAAAAUUGGUGAUAGUGUUUGAAUUUUAAGACGCACUUUAAAAUAUACUAGCUAGGAACUUAAAACUUUGUAUCAACUGUCGUACGCCAAAUACUAUAUAAUAUUGCUACUUAGACCAAUAAGUAUAUUGUUUGUACGUCAGCCGUGUGGUGCAGCAUAUUGAUAAUUUGAGCUUUCUCCUGCAUGAUAUAGCGAAAUUUGGUAAAAAACGAUCAUAGCAUAUACAGGGUGACUGUAUAAAAAAAAGAGGUAAUCGAACUUCAGCGCGCUAUUGUAUCUGAAUUACUCUGCGUAUGAACGAGAAAGAACGGAAAGAUCAGGUUUUUAGCUGUUGAUUGAUAUGUUCUUCAGGCCAAAUGAGUAAAAAAUGAGCAAAUACGAAUCUGAUAAAAAAUGUUAGUCAGAAUCGCAUAUUUUCACCGUUGAGAGUUGGGUUUAAAACCGUUGAGAGUUGGGUUUAACCCCCUUUGGGACUUAAGUUGAUGAAAAUUCAUUUCAAUAAACUACGCACAUAUUCAUAAUUAUUAUUAAGUACGAAUAAAUCUUAGCUAAGCUACGACAAGUUUGUGAUUAAUUGCUUUUUCUUUUGUUAUGCACUGCUUUAAUUAGGCACAGAGGUGAAAAUAUGCGAUUUUGACUAACAUUUUUAUCGGACUCGUACUUGCUUAUUUUUUCCCCACUUGGCAUGAAAAACAUGUCAAUCAAUAGCUAAAAUCCUGCUCUUUUCGAAUAUAAAAAAAGUUCAUACGCGGAGUAAUUCACGUACAAUAGCGCGCUGAAGUUCGAUCACCUUUUUUUAUACACCCUGUAUUUGCCAAAUUUUGUACUUAUUCCACUAAAGUCUACAUUUCUGCAGGGUGCACAUGGAGGAAAUAGGGUUAAAACCCCUCCCCAGCCUUCGAAAAUUACAAAAAGUUGGUCCCGUUCGCAAAACUCUUGUAGUUUUUAUGCCGCCAUCUUGUUUUUCACUAAAUAUAAUAAAAACGACGUCGACGUAUAUGAUACGCCAAGUAGCUCAAACAAUCAGAUUACAGAAUAGCUCAUAUACGGUGGGUGAGUCGGAUGACUAUAUUUAAAGAUUUGUAAUCCAGGCAUAUUAUAAUUUGUGAGUUUGUGAAAGUUCUCCGGAUCGAUAAUAAGUUUAAUUUAUUGAGCUUUCUAGUCGGUACUUCAAGUCUUUUCCAGAAUUAUGUUACAAUCAAUGAGUUUGAAAUUCUGUUUGCGUUCUUUUAUAAGUGGGUGUCUGUAAAAGCCGGAACCCCACCCGGAACACCCGGAACCCACCCGGAACCCCACCCGGAACACCCGGAACCCUACCCGGAACACCCGGAACCCCUCCCGGAACACCCGGAACCCUACCCGGAACCCCACCCGGAACACCCGGAACUCCACCCGGAACUCCACCCGGAACACCCGGAACCCCACCCGGAACACGCUGGAAUACGAGCUAUGAAGCAACGCACGUGUUUCUCUAUAAAUUCACGUGUUUUGCAUUAAAUUCGGGGUGAUAGAUGGUUACGAUCUUUACUUUUUACUUGUAUUGUUGUUUUUUUAAAAUAAUUUUUCUCAUGGGCAAGGAUAAAUAUAUUAUGUCGGGCGGUACAUAUUAAUAUCAAAUGCAUGAGUAUUGCUUGCUUGUAAACGUGCAAACGAAGUUUCGCUCGAGGCUUUUGCCGCAUGUACUAUAUUUCAGUUUCGUUUUCAAUAUUCUGCCGUACUAUGUACCUGUGACUCUAUUCUAAAUUUAGUUGAACAAUAACCAAUAUUUAACUUUGCUAUCUUUUUUAUUAUUUUAAUAAUAUGUUUGCACAUGGUUAUUUGACUUGGAAUUGUAUGAAACGGCG
Messenger RNA from Paramuricea clavata, 10139 nucleotides. The record is from the annotation of a GenBank genome assembly. Lineage: Eukaryota; Metazoa; Cnidaria; Anthozoa; Malacalcyonacea; Plexauridae.